UUCUUUCUUCGUUCCUUCCAGGAACCUGAGACACGGAACAAGUACUUAGGAGAUAACUUGUGUGUCUAAAUAUAUAGCAAAACGAAAAACAAAACCAGCUGCUGGAAAGAAAUCAAAGCGUGUGAGUGAUAUCGUCAUGGGAAAUUGUUUUGGAGCUCCUGCGAAUGACCAUAGUAGCCAGAGCCGAUCCUCAAUAAAGCCUACAAGCCCUGCAGAGACAUGGAAAUCGAACAGCAGUAGUAAUAGCAAACAAAAUGCAUUGGGUGCAAGCGUACUGAGAAGAGGCAAGGCUCAAACGACGAGAGGCUGGGAAAUCGGAAGCGAUAAUAUAACGGAAAACGAAACCAGUACGAGUACGAAUACGAGUAACAGUAUCGGUUCUGCUACUCCUGCACCAACGACUCUUCCGAAUCCAAAUGGAAGGAUCAUAACGCCAAACUUGAAACUGUUCACUCUUGCGGACCUAAAGAAGGUCACCAGGGAUUUCAGACCCGACACGAUGCUGGGAGAGGGAGGCUUUGGACGGGUUUUCAAAGGCUGGGUCGAUGAAAAAACCUAUGCCCCCUCUAGGGUCGGCAUCGGCAUGGCUGUUGCCGUUAAGAAAUCCAAUCCUGACAGCUCUCAAGGCCUUCAUGAGUGGCAGGCUGAAGUAAAAUUUUUAGGGAAAUUUUCUCAUCCCAACCUUGUUAAGCUCCUUGGCUAUUGUUGGGAGGAAAACCAAUUCCUACUUGUUUAUGAAUAUAUGCAGAAAGGAAGCUUGGAAAACCACCUUUUCAGGAGAGGUGCAGAACCUCUUCCAUGGGAAAUAAGGCUAAAAAUAGCAAUCGGAGCUGCUCGAGGUCUGGCUUUCCUGCACACAUCAGAGAAAUCAGUUAUAUACCGAGAUUUCAAGACCUCCAAUAUUUUGCUGGAUGGGGCCUACAGUGCGAAGCUUUCAGAUUUUGGGCUAGCAAAGCUUGGCCCAGUAAAUGGCAAUUCGCAUGUAACAACGCGUAUUAUGGGCACUUAUGGUUACGCGGCCCCUGAAUACGUUGCUACUGGUCAUUUAUACGUCAAGAGUGACGUGUUUGGUUUCGGUGUCGUUUUGCUGGAGCUGCUAACGGGUUUGCGGGCGCUGGACACUAACCGGCCACUAGGUGAGCAAAAUUUGGUUGAGUGGGCCAGGCCUUCUCUUACAGACAAGAAGAAGCUAAAGAAAAUAAUGGACCCAAAGCUAGCGGAUCAGUACCCGAUAAAAGGUGCAAUCCAAGCAGCUGGGCUUAUAAUAAAGUGUCUGGAAUCUGAUCCAAAGAGCAGACCAUCCAUGGAAGAGAUUUUGGAGGGUCUAGAAAAAAUCGAUGCCAUCAAAGAAAAGGAUAAAAAACCUAAGGUGACCCGAAGUAGCGAUACUGCUAGGCACCAAAAUAGGUCUCCAAUCCACCAAAAGCAUGCUGGUAGAUCUCAUCAUCCCUGAUCCACAGCCCCUUCCCUGAGGUGCCACUGCAUCUUGCAAAGUUCUUUUCUAUUUUUUUUUUUUUUUUUAAUGAUUUUUCAUUAGCAAUCAGUACAGAGCUAUAAAUGUAAUGUGUCCAAAUUAUGUUCCUAGAGUCCAAUCUUAUGCCUAAUCGAGGGCUCCCAGUAUUUUGUAUUGUUUUUGGUGAAGGAAAUAGAUUAUUAAAGGGGUGUUUCUUUCCGAUUCAAAUUGAUGUAAAGUACGUUGUCAAAAAAAGAAAAAUCUAUCAAACCAGUCAUGAAGCUCUAAAUCUAAUUAAAUUAAGCA
Molecule: messenger RNA, 1759 nt
Organism: Ziziphus jujuba (common jujube)
Lineage: Eukaryota; Viridiplantae; Streptophyta; Magnoliopsida; Rosales; Rhamnaceae
Product: probable serine/threonine-protein kinase PIX13
Exons: 6
Coding region: 137-1453 (438 amino acids)
Biological process (GO): protein phosphorylation
Molecular function (GO): ATP binding; protein kinase activity
Source: RefSeq, a predicted model, not a curated record